This is a messenger RNA of Mya arenaria, 4155 nucleotides long. Its product is annotated as dol-P-Man:Man(5)GlcNAc(2)-PP-Dol alpha-1,3-mannosyltransferase-like. The record is from RefSeq and is a predicted model, not a curated record. Gene Ontology annotation, molecular function: dol-P-Man:Man(5)GlcNAc(2)-PP-Dol alpha-1,3-mannosyltransferase activity. Gene Ontology annotation, cellular component: endoplasmic reticulum. The transcript has 9 exons. NCBI's taxonomy places the organism in Eukaryota, Metazoa, Mollusca, Bivalvia, Myida, Myidae. Bases 7 to 1272 code for a protein of 421 amino acids.
UUCAAAAUGGCGGCCUCCAGAAGAAAACAAAUGUGGCGAAAAUUAAAGAAACAUUUAACUGUUGGAAAUCUGUUUAAAUAUGUUUUCGACGCAAAUUAUAUUAAUCCUGUAAUGUUUCUACUCUUACUUGCCGAGGUUAUUGUAUGUGUGGCUGUUAUUAACAAAAUAAAAUAUACUGAGAUAGAUUGGGUUGCCUAUAUGCAAGAAGUGGAAGGAUUCAUCAAUGGCACACGUGAUUAUACACAGCUUAAAGGAGACACUGGACCGUUAGUGUAUCCUGCUGGGUUCGUAUACAUCUUCACUGGAUUCUAUCACCUGACUGAGCAUGGGGCCAACAUCCGCCUGGCGCAAUAUUGUUUUGCUGCCCUCUAUAUUUUGACUCUGUUAGUUGUUUUCGACAUCUACCGGAAAGUUAGAAAGGUACCCCCGUUUGUGUUUUUCUUCAUGUGCUGUGCAUCCUAUAGAAUACACUCCAUCUACAUCCUGCGAAUGUUCAAUGACCCAGUCGCCAUGUUCUUGCUGUAUGUGGCUGUCGACUUGUUUCUGAAUAAUCGAUGGUCGCUAGGCUGCCUCUUGUUCAGUCUGGCAGUAUCGGUGAAGAUGAAUAUUCUGCUAUUUGCCCCGGGCCUGUUAUAUUUGCUGCUUGUUACCCAGGGAACAAUUGGAACUGUGAAAAACCUCAUCAUAUGCGCAAUACCACAGAUUGUCUUGGCAAUUCCUUUUCUUCAAGAAAAUCCACAUGGGUACAUCAACAUGUCCUUUAAUCUAGGCAGGCAAUUUUUCUACAAGUGGACAGUCAACUGGAGGCUGGUUCCGGAGGACAUUUUUCUCAACAGACAUUUUCAGAUAUUUCUGCUUUUAGCCCACAUUUCAGUGUUAAUAGCAUUUGCGGCUGUUAAGUGGAAGAGGUAUUUGCCAGUAUUAAAUUUAAGUCUUUCAAAGCCAGAUGUUCCGCAGCUGAAACCAGAUCAGAUCUUAUUACCCCUAUUCACAUCCAACUUUAUCGGGAUGUGUUUUAGUCGGUCACUGCAUUAUCAGUUUUAUGUGUGGUAUUUUCACACGCUGCAUUACCUUCUCUGGACAACAAAUCUGCAACAAAUUGUCAGAAUCCUUGUACUAGGUGUGAUAGAGUUGUGCUGGAACACGUAUCCCUCCACUGUGACAAGUAGUUCCUUUCUCCAUGUAUGUCAUCUGGCUGUGCUUUUUGGACUUUGGUUUUCACCAGAAUAUACACCACUCAGGAGAGUUACAACGGCGCAGAAGAUCGACUAAAAUAUUACUUUUGAUAUGUGACAAUUAUGUAUUGUUUAACUUUGGGGGAGAGGGGGCGAAAGGGGGAUAUGGGAGCCGGGAGGUAUAGCAGUAUAGCACCCUGAGGAUAAAAUUACACCCCAUAAUCAGGGAGGUAAAAUUUUGUCAAAAAUAUCAGGCUUUGUGUAUACUCCGGGCAUAACAAACUCUGGGCAAAAGUUGUCUUGUUCAUUGCCUUCAAGACAGUCUCUAGGGGUCAAACAACCGUAACAUUCAUCAAACAUCAUCUGAUGUGGCUUUUUCCACCCAUUCCCAAUGUAUGUGUGUGAAUUGUACAUAAAUAGGCAACUUUUGAUGAUUAAUUUGUUACUAGAUUCUUGUGCAAUUGUGUAUAUACAUUUAUUAUAAAGGAGUUUAAGAAAAGAAAGAUUUGCUUUCGACUGUUUGAUGAUUUUAAUCUGUUAAUGAUUAUACCAGUUUUAUGCAGGGGGUACUGAUAUAUUUAGUGCAAUGUUGCAGACAGUUUUAGUAUGCUAGUGGUUACUGUGUAACAGUAUUAUGGGAUAUGAAAUGUUUGUUUUUAAAAUGCAGUUUUCUUGUGAACAAUUCAUAAUUGCUGGGGAAUCUUAACAAAUAUUUUUUUGAUAUCCUACCUUAUAUAUUGUGACAAGUUCUGUAAGGGAGCUGGUCAAUUACUAAAGUAUUAUUCAACUUAAUUAUGUAUUGGUUUGUGAAACAAACCAAAGUAUAUUCUUGAAUAAUGACUAAUGGUAUUCUAAAUUGUAAUUGCUAGUCAUACUCUAAAACUUAAAUUGAAACAUAUCAUGUUUCGACUAUCAAGACUAGCAUAAGCAAUUAUUAUGCCCCCCUUCGAAGAAGAGGGGUAUAUUGCUUUGCACAGGCAUGUCGGUAUGUCGGUCGGUCGGUCCGUUGGUCCGUCCGUCCGUCGGUAGACCAAAGCUUGUCCGAGUGAUAACUCAACAAUUCCUAGACGUAUGGUCAUCAAACUUCACAUGAAGGUUGGGCCUGACCAGUAGAUGACCCCUAUUGAUUUUGGGGGUCAUCGGGUCAAAGGUCGAGGUCACAGUGACCUUUAAUGGUAAAAUAAUUUUAAAGCUUGUCCGAGUGAUAACUCAACAAUGCCUGCACCCAUGGCCCUCAAACUUGACUUGGAGGUUGGGCCUGACCAGGAGAUGACCCCUAUUGUUUUUGGGGUUCAUUGGGCCAAAGGUCAAGAUCACAGUGACCUUGAAUGGUAAAAGGUUGUCCGAUUGAUAACUCAACAAUGCCUGCACCCAUGGCCCUCAAACUUGACUUGGAGAAUUGGCCUGACCAGGAGAUGACUCCUAUGGUUUUUGGGGGUCAUCUGGUUAAAGGUCAAGGUCACAGUGACCUGGAAUGGUAAAAGGUUGUCCGAGUGAUAACUCGACAAUGCCUGCACCCAUGGCCCUCAAACUUGACUUGGAGAUUGGGCCUGGCCAGAAGAUGGUCCCUAUUGAUUUAAGGGGUUAUUGGGCCAAAGGUCAAGGUCACAGUGACCUGGAAUGGUUAAAGGUUAUCCGAGUGAUAACUUGACAAUGGCUGCACCCAUGGUCUUCAAACUUGAUUUGGAGGUUGAGCCCGGCCAGAAGAUUGUCCCUAUUAAUUUUAGGGGUCAUUGGGCCAAAGGUCAAGGUCACAUUGACCUUGAAUGAUAAAAGGUUGUCCAAGUGAUAACUCAACAAUGCCUGCACCCAUGGCCCUCAAACUUGACAUGGAUGUUGGGCCUGACCAGUAGAUGGCCCCUAUUGAUUUUAGGGGUCAAAGGUCAAGGUCACAGUGACAACUCGACAAUUCUUGGCCCUAUGGUCAUCAAACUUGACAUGAAGGUUGGGCCUGCCCAGUAGAUGACCCCAAUUGACUUUGGAGGUCAUCAGGCCAAGGUCAAUGUCACAGUGACCUUUAACGCAAAAGAGUUAACAAAUCUUCCCCCACUGAUAUCUCAACAAUGCCUGAACCUAUGAUCAUUAAACUUGACAUGGAUGUUAAGCCUGACCAGUAGAUCACCCUUAUUGAUUUAGGAUUCAUAGAGCCAAAGGUCAAGGUCACAGUGAUCUUGAAUGGUAAACGGUUGUCCGAGUGAUAACUCAACAAUGACUGAACCCAUGGCCUUCAAACUUAACUUAGAGUUGCAUCUGACUUGUAGAUGACCCCUUAUGAUUUAAGUGGUCAUCGGGUCAAAGGUCAAGGUCACAGUGACCUUGAACGAAAAAAACUUGUCUUGUGAUAACUUGACAAUGCCUGCACCCAUGGCCCUCAAACUUGACAUUUAGGUUUCUGGUGACCAGCUGAUGACUCUGGAUUUUGAGUUCAUAGAGUCAAAGGUCAUGACGGUCAUAACACACUUUAUCCUCACACUUUAAUGGUCAUAAUCUUAAAACAGCAACAAAUCAGCUGUCAUUUCGGUCCAUGCAUAUUUCAUUCAAUUGUCCAUAUAAUCCUGACAACAUGGCGCUCAGGGGGGGGGCAUAAUGUUUGACAAACAUCUCUUGUUAUUAUUCACUUAGAUAAAAUCCUGAUCAGUCACUAAACACUCCUUCAAUAUGUAACUUCUAGUCAAACUUGAAAACUCUGAAUGAAAUCUUGGUUGUUUCUACCAUGGAGGCAGUCAAUCCGCUACCCGAUUUUCUGCACUAGACAAAUGACUAUAGUAUAUAACUGAAUUAUUUAUUGGUUUGAAAAACUGCAUGUCUAUUAAGCUACUGUUGUGAAUGUUUAUACCUGUAGUUUAUGGUUUGAAGUGCUAUAGUUUUGAAAUGAAAAUGAGCAAACAGCAGCUUAGUUCUACAAUUCUGCAUGUAUGUUAUUUUGUCAUGACCAUCGUUGCCAAUCAUUGCCAUUUAGAGGUAUCAAAUAAAAGAGAGA